UGUGCAUGGACACAUAGGCUAAUGCGGGCUUCGGGGAGAUCAGACAUAGUGAAUGCACGGUCCGGGGAGAUCAGAUAUAGUGAAUGCAGGGUCCGGGCAGACCAGAUAUAGUGAAUGCAGGGUCCGGGGAGACCAGAUAUAGUGAAUGCACGGUCCGGGAAGAUCAGAUAUAGUGAAUGCAGGGUCCGGGGAGACCAGAUAUAGUGAAUGCAGGGUCCGGGGAGACCAGAUAUAGUGAAUGCAGGGGUCCGGGGAGAGCGGAUAUAGUGAAUGCAGGGUCCGGGGAGAGCGGAUAUAGUGAAUGCAGGGUCCGGGGA
Staurois parvus is the source of this 317-nucleotide messenger RNA. The record is from the annotation of a GenBank genome assembly. Lineage: Eukaryota; Metazoa; Chordata; Amphibia; Anura; Ranidae.